CAACACAAAGCUGUAAGUCAGCAAAUCGGGCCUCAGAUCAGAUGUGUCUUUCUUCUUCUUCCGUAGAGUGACUCUGAACAUCAAAUUCACAACAACAACAACAAAAAAAAAGAAAAAAAUCUUUUUCUCCUUCUUACUUCAUGGUUGCUCACCUCUAAGAGACGAGAACAGCGUCGGUUUAAAGAGUUCUUCUGCGUUUCACUCGCCAUGGCUCAGAAGCCGGCGGAACAGUUGAAUGAGUUCGGAUCGAAACUUGACCUAACUCCUGUUUCGAAAGAUUCGUUGCUCAAACUCUUAAAGGAAUCUGCUGUUUGUCUUUCUGAGUUGGAGCAGUCUCCACCACCUGCAGUGCUCAAGUCCAUUCAGCCUUUCCUUGAUGCAGUUAUUAAACCUGAAAUUCUCAACCAUCAAGACAAGGAUGUCAAGCUUCUGGUUGCAAGCUGCAUUUCUGAGAUUACUCGUAUCACAGCACCUGAAGCGCCUUACAGUGAUAAUAUUAUGAUGGAUAUUUUUCAACUGAUUGUGACUGCUUUUACUGGGUUGAAUGAUGUCAGUGGUCCAUCAUUUGGAAGGAGGGUUGUCAUUUUAGAAACGGUUGCAAAGUACAGGUCAUGUGUUAUGAUGUUGGAUCUUGAAUGUGAUGAUCUGGUGAAAGAAGUGUUUACUACAUUUCUUGAUGUUGCUAGAGAUGACCAUCCAGAGAUUGUUUUCUCAUCAAUGCAAAACAUUAUGAUUCUUCUUUUAGAAGAAAGUGAAGAUGUGCAGGAGCAUCUUUUACUAAUUUUACUCUCUAAAUUGGGCCGGAAUAGAAGUGACGUUACAGAUGCUGCAAGAAGACUUGCUAUGAAAGUCAUAGAGCAGUGUGCCCCCAAAGUUGAAUCUGACAUAAAGCAGUUCCUAAUCUCUUCAAUGUCUGGAGAUAGCCGAUUUUCCAGCAGUCAAAUUGACUACCAUGAGGUUAUCUAUGAUUUGUACCGCUGUGCUCCUCAGGCCCUAUCCGGAGUUGCGCCGUAUCUCACUGGAGAGCUUUUGGCUGAUAAACUGGAUACUCGUUUGAAAGUGGUUGGAUUGGUUGGAGACUUGUUUUCCUUGCCUGGACGUGUCAUUUCCGAAGAGUUCGGUUCCAUUUUUUCGGAGUUUCUAAAAAGGCUGACCGAUAGGGUUGUUGAAGUUAGGAUGGCCAUCCUUGACCAUAUUAAGAACUGUUUGCUCUCGGAUCCUUUGAGAGCCGAGGCUUCUCAAAUUAUAUGUGCUCUCUGUGACCGGCUGUUGGAUUAUGAUGAAAACAUCCAUGUUCUAAAUUAUUCUAUGUGUUGCAGAUCAGAUACGAUCGAAUAUAUUCUAUGCAGUUCACUGUUUCCUAGUGGUUUCUCUGUAAGAGAUAAAGGUAAGCAUUGGAUACAAAUCUUUUCUGGGUUUGACAAAGUGGAGACCAAAGCAUUUGAGAAAAUACUGGAGCAAAAACAAAGGAUACAACAAGAAAUGCAAAGAUAUUUGUCAAUCAAGCAGACCCAACAGAGUGCUGAUGCUCCUGAUGUUCAGAAAAAAAUCCUAUUUGGAUUCAGAGUUAUGUCACGUGCAUUUUCCGACCCCCCAAAGACUGAGCAAAACUUUUUAAUUCUUGAUCAACUGAAAGAUGCUAAUAUCUGGAAAAUUUUGACCAAUCUGCUUGAUCCCAACACUAGCAUAAUGCAAGCGUCCAGGAUUCGAGAUGAUAUGCUUAAGAUACUCUCUGAGAAGCAUUCUCUCUAUGAAUUCCUCAGCACUCUCUCUAUAAAGUGUUCUUAUCUGCUAUUCAGCAAGGAAUAUGUGAAAGAGAUAUUAGCGGAAGUAUCUGCUAGAAAGUCUUCUAAACAUGUAUUGGGGAUCCAAUCUUGCAUGGACUUCUUAGGGCUCCUGGCAUCUUUCUGUCCAUCAUUGUUUGAUGGUGCUGAAGAAGAACUGAUAAGUUUCCUUAAAGAUGAUGAUGAAAUGAUAAAGGAGGGUACUCUAAAAAUUCUGGCAAAAGCAGGUGGUACUAUUCGGGAGAAUCUCAUUGUUGUAGCAAGUUCUGUGGACCUUUUACUGGAGAGGAUAUGUGUAGAAGGAAACCGCAAGCAGGCUAAGUAUGCUGUGCACGCACUAGCAUCAAUAACAAAGGAUGAUGGCCUGAAGUCGCUCUCCGUUCUGUACAAGAGACUCGUGGACAUGCUGGAGGACAAGAGACAUCAGCCAGCUGUUCUUCAGUGUCUUGGAUGCAUCGCGCAGAUUGCGAUGCCAGUCUAUGAGACUAGAGAAAGCGAAGUAGUUGAGUUUAUUAGAAGCAAAAUUUUGAAGCUCCAAAGUGAAACUGUAGAUGAUAAAAAAUUAUCAUGGGAUGACAAAAGUGAAAUUUGUCAACUGAAGAUUUAUGGGAUCAAGACGUUGGUUAAGAGCUACUUGCCUCUUAAGGAUGCUCAUCUUCGUGCGGGUGUUGAUGACCUUCUUGGAUUACUAAAAAACAUUCUUUCCUUUGGGGAAGUAUCUGAGGAUUUAGAAUCAAGUUCUGUUGACAAGGCCCAUUUGAAACUUGCUGCUGGAAAGGCAGUCCUCCGCCUUUCUAGACAUUGGGACGAUAGGAUACCUAUAGAGAUCUUUCAUUUAACUUUAAAAACCCCUGAGAUACCAUUUCCUACAGCUAAGAAAAUAUUCCUCGGGAAAAUUCAUCAGUAUGUAAAGGAUCGGGUUUUGGAGACAAAGUAUGCCUGUUCAUUCCUUUUUGAUAUCACUGGAUCAAGUGUUCUCGAAUCAGAAGAGGAGAAACACAACCUAGCUGAUAUCAUACAGCAUUCUUAUCAAACAAAAGUGCGGAAAAUUUCUUCUCAGACUGAUGCAAAUUCAGUUACUCUCCACCCUCAUCAUAUCCUUCCUUAUCUGGUUCACGCACUUGCACAUCAUUCUUGUCCUGAUGUUGAGAAUUGCAAAGACGUGAAGGAAUAUGAAAUGAUAUAUCGCCAAUUAUACUUGAUCAUUUCUAUGUUGCUCCAUAAAGAGGAAGACGGGAAGGCUGAAGAUAUUGACAAGGAACAGGAGUUUCACACCAUUAUUUUUAUCUUACAUAGUAUAAAACAGUCAGAAGAUGUCACUGAUGCAACAAAGUCGAAGAACUCACAUGCGAUCUGUGAGCUUGGGCUGUCAAUAAUCAAUCACUUAACUCAGAAAGAUCCUGAUCUACAAGGGGCGAUCACACCUGUACCACUGCCUGCGACGCUUUACAAACUUCCGGAAAAGGUUGAAGGUGACAAGUCUGAGGUAGGUGAGGAGAAAUUGUGGCUAGCUGAUGAGACUGUCCUGGCACACUUCAGAGAUCUCAAGUUGGAGAGUCAUGCUGAUGCAUCUGUGAUACCCCAAACUUCAGAAGAGGAGGUUAUGAUUGAUGGGGAAAGUGAUGGGAAUGAAAUUCCUCUGGGUAAAAUUGUAGAGCGUUUGAGAGCUCAGGGAACCAAGAUUAGAAAGGGCAAAAAGAGUAAAUCUGUACCAGCUGAAGAUGAAAAUGGUAAAAAUGAUGUCGAUGUUUUGAAAAUGGUGAGAGAGAUAAAUCUCGAUCACUUGCAAAUGCUGAAUAAAUUUGAAUCCAGUAAUGGGCACAAACAUUCCACUGGUGAUGCAACAUCAGUAGUUUCAGUCCCUAAGCGCCGGAGAUCAUCUUCUGGCCAUAGUCCUUUCAAGUUCUCAAAUAGUGGUCCUAAAGUUCCACUGAAAGCUUCUGAGGAAGAGUUGCAUCAAGAGAGAGACAUGGACACAAAUGUCUCUUUGGACUCGCACGACGAGAAUUCAGACCAAGAGAAAAUAUUAGAAAGCAUCUCUCCCCGAAAGAGAAAGAAGAGCUUAUCGUCGAAAUUAAAAAUUACAGAAUCUGAUUGGGCUCUCACAGAUCUCGACAUUCAAAGCGAAGGUGGCAACUACAGUGAGAGGAGUAGGUCUGCAGAAAGUGGUGAUAGCAAAUUGAAGUCUGCCUCUGGAUCAAUGAAGAAGCGCAAAAGAAAAAACAUGUCAGGACUGGCUAAGUGCUCUACAAACGAAAGUAAAUUGGCAAAUGACGAACUGAUUGGUUGCAGAAUAGAAGUAUGGUGGCCUAUGGAUAAACGGUUUUAUGAAGGGACAAUUAAAUCUUAUGAUUCCACAAAACAGAGACAUGUGAUACUUUACGAGGAUGGAGAUGUUGAAGUACUUAACCUAGAUAAAGAACGGUGGGAGCUCAUAGACACCGGUGGAAAGCCCGCAAAGAAGUCCAGAACAUCAAAGGGAAGUUCUAAUAAGAAAAGAUCUUUUGAAAGUAAGUCUAAGAAUUCGGAUGGGCUACAGAGGGAUGAAGACCCAAUUACCACUACGCCAAAAGGGAAAAGAACUCCAAAGAGAAACCUAAAACAUGCCGACCCAAAAGGCAAACCAAGAAGUCUCUCUUUAGAACAUGAGAAAUUAGAGAGCAGAAAUAAGAAAAGACGCUCUUCAGCCACGCCAGUAGGUGAAGUUGCUGGUAAGAAAAAAGGAAAAAAAAUGAAUACGGGUUCAGAAGCAGGGAUAGAAUAUAGUGGGGAUGCUGGCGAAGAGAAAUCAGAGUCUGAAGGAAAGUCAUUGAAAGAAGGCGAGGAUGAUGAGGAAGUUGUAAACAAGGAAGAAGAUUUACAGGAUGCAAAAACAGAAUCAAGUGGGGACGCUGAGGGGAAAGAAGCUGAACAUGACAACUCAGAUACUGAAGGGAAACAAGAAAACAAUGAAAUGGAGACUGAAGCUGAAGACGAUGCUGAGACUUCUGACAAUGAGACUCUUGGAGCGUGGAAAAGUAAAGUGGGUAAGUCGAGCUCGAGGAAAGCAACAUAAUGUAGAAGAAAUUCUCGCAAAGGAGUUGCGGUGUUUGUUCUCGAGUAUUGGUGGUCUCUGGAUUGCUGUGGUGUAUAUGUGGUAAAAGUGUGAGAUUUGUAGGGUUAGUGAUACAUACUUGUUCUAACCACCAUGAUGGAAUGAAUAAAUAGGCAGAAGAAGCUCCUCCAGAAGCUUAUGUGGUCAUGUAUUGUAGCCUCUGUGUGUGUUUUAUUUGUAGGGUUGUUUUUUUUUGUUUCUUUGUUUCUGUAAUAUUUACAACUUACAUUCCUUAACCCAAAGUACACUAUAUUCUCUUAUGGACUUAAAUUACUUUGCCACUUUCUUCA
This is a messenger RNA of Camelina sativa (false flax), 5168 nucleotides long. Lineage: Eukaryota; Viridiplantae; Streptophyta; Magnoliopsida; Brassicales; Brassicaceae. The record is from RefSeq and is a predicted model, not a curated record.